AUGAAGCUUAUUUCUAUCCUCACCACCGCUCUCACCGCCAUUGUCGUCCUAGGACACGGCGAUGAUGCACACCAUGAUCAGAUUCCUCUUAACUAUGUCAAGUAUCCGGAACCAAUCUAUCGUGCUGGGGAAGUCACGGCCGACGCGAUAUUUUCCGGGAUCACUACCUUUGCGAGGCUUCCGUGGGUUCAGUGUUUGACGAAGGAGAAGGAUGUUCCCUUUGAUAUCGCUUUCAUCGGCGCGCCAUUCGAUACGGCGACGAGCUACAGACCCGGAGCCCGCUUUGGACCAGCCGGUAUCCGUGCUGGUUCUCGCAGACUUACUUUGUACGGCGGAUACAACGUCCCUCUCGACGUCAACCCUUUCAAGUCGGGCCUCAACAUCGUUGACUGUGGAGAUAUCCCUGUCACGCCGUACGACAACAAGUACGCCAUCCAGCAGAUCCACGACGGGCACAAGACUCUACUCCAUCGCGAAGCCUAUUCGCCUCUGGGAAACGACACCCUCUCUGGAAAGAAGCUCUCGCCCAUCUCACUCGACGGCAAAAACCAUCCCCGUAUCAUCACCCUCGGCGGCGACCACACCAUCGUCUUGCCUAUCUUGAGGUCAAUCUACUCCGCCUACGGACCGAUUUCUGUCAUUCACUUUGAUUCGCACCUUGAUACCUGGAAACCCUCCGUCUUCGGCGGCGCACCUUCCGACCAAGCAGCGCUCAACCACGGCACCUAUUUCUACUGGGCGAGCCAGGAAGGACUGAUCAACAACGGGACAUCAAUUCACGGUGCUAUCAGGACCACCCUCUCCGGUCUGGAAGACUACGACAACGACGACAACGCAGGGUUCAAGCGCGUUGAGGCCAGGGAGAUCGAUACCAUCGGAACCGCCGGUAUCAUCAAGAAAAUUCGCGACACCGUCGGGGAAGGUCCGGUGUAUCUCUCCAUCGAUAUCGACUCUAUCGACCCCGCUUUCGCGCCGGCCACUGGAACCCCAGAGACUGGUGGAUGGUCCACCCGUGAGCUCCGUACGAUCCUCCGCGGCCUUGACGGGCUGCACAUCGUCUCUGCGGACAUUGUCGAGGUCGCGCCGGCGUACGACACGAACGCGGAGUUGACCACAAUGGCCGCCGCCGACGUCCUUUUCGAGGUUCUGAGCGUUAUGGCCAAGACGCCGUUAGGUAAGGUUCAAGACUGA
Molecule: messenger RNA, 1191 nt
Organism: Cyclocybe aegerita
Lineage: Eukaryota; Fungi; Basidiomycota; Agaricomycetes; Agaricales; Hemipholiotaceae
Source: the annotation of a GenBank genome assembly